Aureobasidium pullulans EXF-150 is the source of this 2662-nucleotide messenger RNA. RefSeq lists its product as uncharacterized. The transcript has 3 exons. The record is from RefSeq and is a predicted model, not a curated record. Bases 29 to 2662 code for a protein of 877 amino acids. Lineage: Eukaryota; Fungi; Ascomycota; Dothideomycetes; Dothideales; Saccotheciaceae.
GCGACGGGACGGUCUAUGGGGAUGCGCCAUGUGUUUGAUGGGAUUGGGGGGUGGGCUGGGUAGAAGCGGUGUCCUGUUAUUGCUGGAAUUGGUUGCUUUUGGACCGUCUCUUGACAGCUCUUGGUGGUUGCUUUUGUCGCAGCGUAACGCGCCGAUAACCCCGAUCUCGUCUCUCCAUCCGCCGAUCUCCUGCUCUGCUGUCAUCACGUCGCCAGGUCUCGCUGUCUGCUCUGCAUCGACAUCCAGCGGUCAAGGAUCCACAUUGUUCCUCCCCUUUACUCCCACGACAUCCGCGACCACGCACGAUAAGACGUCGAUAUUCUUGGUUACUCUGCAUAACCCACCUUCGGUCCCCCGCCUACUCAUCCACCUCGAAGCCUGCGACAAUCCAGCCAGCCGACUCUCCGGACAGGUUCAACCCUCGUAUCCUCCAGCUAGAUCGAGUCGGCAAGCAGCACCUACUGAGGAGAACGCGGCUCCUCGCAGAUUCAAUGUUCAACCCGCCGAGACCACAACACGAAGCAGCAAGGACAACAACAACCAAACCCCGCCGAGGCGUUUUUCUCCAACACCUGUCGAGACAAGUUCAAAAAGCUCGAGGGAAACGCAGCAGUCACCGCAGCCUGCUAGAAGGUUCGCUCCUGAACCCGUUGAGACGAGUGUGAAGAGCAGCAAAGAUAGGGAACAAACACUACAGACCACGAGGCGAUUUGCUCCAGAGCCUGUCGAGACAAGCACGAAGAGCUCUCGAAAUCCGGAUCUGCCGGCAGAGAAGCCCAAGUCUCGUUUCCUGCCACAACCCAUAGAGAUGACCUCCAACAGCAAUCGUGCCAAGUCAAGAUCACCGCUAUCAAACUCGCCCCAAACAAAGUCACCUCAGACCAAGUCACCUCCUAACGAGAAGUCGACUCCCUCAUCAACACCUCAGGAAGCCCCCGCCGAAAAGCCAAAGCGACGGUUCGCUCCUCAGCUCAUCGACACAGCGACUCGUUCUCGUAAGAACUCGGACGAGAAGCCAUCGUGGUCUGCGGAUCACAGGACCGACAUGACGCCUGGUGAAAGCUCCAGAGUUGCAUACAAUAACAUAGGCCAACAGAUUACCAUCGCCGAUCGCGAAAGGCCGGUAUCACCAACCGAGCGACCUCACUUUAUUAUGCCUUUCGCACGCCGGAAAGAUCGAUCCGACUCUGCCCGAAGCCAUUCGUUCCGUAUGCCUGAGCUUGAGACUAUCGAGAGCUCUGAGAGUGAACCUAGCGCACCUCCCAGUUUGUCGACGAGCCCCUCUUCCAACGACUUUUCACUCGGAGCAGCCAUGGAGCCACACAAUAGUGCAUACAAACAUGCAACAAGAGUUCGUGAAAGCGUGGACGAGACUUUCACUCGCUACUUGCUCGAGCUCGAGGGGAGGAAGGCUCAGGCGAAGCUUCAGGAACAAGCAUUGGCAGCAUUCCCGAACUCGGACUACCACGAGCCGGUUUCUCACUACUUGAAUGCAGAGAGCGAAAGUGAGGACGAGGAAAUAGAGGAUCGUCCAGCGACAUGGGAUGGUCAUGAUGACGAUGAUUAUAUGAUGAGCGUCCGCACGCCACAUGGGCGAGGCUCGACUCACGGAACGUACGAGGUUCGGGAAAUGCACCAACACUUCGAAGAGAUGGAGCAGGAGCGCAAGGCUGCUGGUACCACACGAAGGCAAUCUUCUGUCAAGCCCUCACCAUGGUGGAACCCCGCAGGUCACGAUUUCGCUGGAUCAAACUACCCGGAUACAGAGGCGAGAGCCAUGCGUGAUAGAGCACGUCCGCCUAUGCUUGGUGGUGAUCUGAAGUUUCCUCGCUCUGCUUCACCUGAACCUGCACGUUUCGAUGUGACACAAGGAUCCAACCAACUUCGUAGUCAGAUGUGCUACUUGACCGAGCAGUCGCAAACUGAAGUAUCUCCCGAAGGUCUUUGGGGUGGCAAGAAGUUGUCAGGGGAUCCCUCUGAACACCAAAAGAGCACACAAAAGAGUGUGCACACCAUUUACAGCCAGAAGAGCGUGACCUCUCAGAACGGCGGAGGACUUUGGGGAGGCUUCUGCGUUGACGACCGCAAAUCUGGCGAGAACGGUCUUGCUCCUCCGACAGCUACCAUGCAGACUGGAUUGAUGACACCCGCCGUCGAGCCUCCCAAUCCUUUCGAGACUGGUUUCAGCCUGCCUCCACCGACUACACUACCCCAGACGCCGCCCGAGAAUGAAGGAUUCAAUCAAAUCGAUAUCAUCCUCAGCGAAGAUAAUGAGCUGGACGAGCUGAUGGAGCAGGAGUUCCCUGAUUCUUUCGUCACACAGGUAUACAACUACCUCUCACUGGGAUACCCGACCAUCGCUCGAGCCUACGACGAGGAGCUGUGUAAGAUCAGCCACAUUCCGAUUUCCGAGCUUCGACACGAUGAUGAAAUCGCCAAUAAGCUGCCACGGGGCUAUAUUCGAUUGGGAGAGGACUUCGAAGGUAGAGGUGACGGCACAGACCAGGAACUCGAAGAAGAUGGUUGUGCAAGAUGGAUGGCACUGAAAAAGUACAUACGCGAAUGGGCUCGCCAAGAGAAGAAUAUGGUCAAGACCGGCUCCACUGGAGGUCUUGCCGGUAACUGGGGCACAGGCGCUAGAAGGGGUAGUUGGGCAUGGUAG